Molecule: messenger RNA, 1889 nt
Organism: Gongylonema pulchrum
Lineage: Eukaryota; Metazoa; Nematoda; Chromadorea; Rhabditida; Gongylonematidae
Source: the annotation of a GenBank genome assembly
UGGCGAUCAGUGCCUACUGGUCAGUGUAGUGCUACUUGCGGACAUGGUGAAAGGCGUCAAAAAAGUGAGUGCAUCCAGAGCCAUGUAGACGGUCGCGAAGACAUCGUUUCGGAUGUUCACUGCCUCAAGCUGAAAAGGCCGAGCGAUCAUGCCUCUUGUUAUGUGGAUUGCUCUGGGCGCAAAUGGACAUAUACGGAGUGGACACCGAAUGAAAUAUGCAACACGCAGUGCACGGAACGAAUUGCUAAUGUAUCAUUCAGAAGAUGGGGAACUAAAUUCUGCAAUUUACAGUGUUCAGAAACAUGCGGUGAUUCUGGAACCAGCCGCCGGCAAGCAUUUUGCACAGAUCAGAACAGCCGUCAUCUCGACGACCGAGCUUGUGAGCUGGCAAUGAGGGAGAAGACAGAGAAGGAGUGCAAUAGGAUGCCAUGUCCUAAAUGGGUUUAUGGCGCCUGGUCCGAGUGUUCUCGAUCAUGCGACGGUGGAGUAAGGGUGCGUCAUGCAUCAUGUCAGGAUGCUGCUGGUCGGGAAGUCUACACGAACUUGUGCAACAACAAAGAGAAACAUGAUCGUGAAAAAUGUAAUGAACAAAUCUGCGCACAGUGGAGAUUCGGAAAAUGGGGAAGUUGCUCAGUGAGUUGCGGCGAUGGGAUCGAAACACGGGAUGCGGUGUGCACGGAUCGAGAGGGCCGAGUAAUUGCACAAAGUUCGCUUCUGUUACAAACACGUGAAGAGACAGUAGUGCUGAUCGUAAAUUGUGGGGCUUCAGUUCAGAAAAUCCAUGAACAGCACAGUAAUUUAGGACCACAUUUCCACAGACUAGAAGCUCCGAUGCUAAUUAUUAUGAAUUCAGCUUUAUGUGAUCGUCGGGAGCGCAUUGUGCAAAAACCGUGUCAUCGUAUGGCUUGUCCAAGCUGGCGCCUCGGAUCUUGGAGUGCAUGUUCGGUGUCAUGCCUUGAUGGGUGGAAAACUCGGCAUGUGUCUUGCGUCGAUGCUAAUGGUAAUGAAGUGUCCAACGAGCAGUGUCUAAAACAAGGCGAAGUCCGACCACAGAGCCAUCAGCCGUGCAGUCAAGGGCCUUGCCCGUUUUGGAGAACGACUGAUUGGUCAAAGUGUUCGGUGUCAUGUGGUACUGGUGUCAGGACACGAAACGUCGAGUGUAUUUAUCGGGAUCAAGUUGUGGAUGGCUCGCUUUUGUUGCCGUGUGCAAUAUGGGAAGUGUUCCCGUGGUCACCGUGUUCUGUGUCGUGUGGCACUGGUCGGCAGACACGUACCAUACAGUGUUUGCGUGGUAAAUCCGUUGUGCACGAGAGCGAGUGCGGCAUGACGGUUCGCCCAAAGACGGAAAAAAUUUGCGAACGAGAGAACUGUGAGGCUAUUCCACAGAACGUGAUCGAAGAUCAAGGCACUGCCGGCGAAAGCAAUGACCAGCCAAAGAUCCGCUGGGCCAUUGGGCCUUGGUCAGACUGCUCGAAGACAUGUGGGAACGGGACGCAGCGCCGCCUUGUGGUAUGCCGCGACCACGUUCGAGAUCUCACCGACACCUAUUGCCAACAUCUGGAGCCCGUUGAGACCUAUCGUUAUUGCCGAAAUAAACCCUGUGCGCAAUGGACCGUUGGGCCAUGGAAGCCGUGCUCAGUGACAUGUGGCGUUCACGCAACAACGGAUCGUCGAGUGAGCUGUGAAUCCACGGAAAGCGAUGAACAAGUUAAAGAAACUGAUUGCGACGUAAUGGUCCGCCCGCAAGCAAUCAGAUCGUGCGGUCUGAGCCCAUGCCCAAUGGGUGAACCCCCUCUGGGAUACUGGAUUACCAAGGAAUGGGACAAGGUUGGCACUAAUGUAUUCUCUCUGCUCUCAGAGUUAGUGAAAAUCUUACUGCCUAAUUAAUU